AUGCAGAUUCUCUCUCACACUCUGCUUUUGUCCGCCGCGUGCGGCCUGGCUGCCUCUGCCGCUGUGAACCUGCAGGACAAGCGUUCCAUCGUCAAGCGUGAUGGUGUUACCUACAAUGUCUUUGAGCACGCCGCUACCGGUGCCAAGAUGGAGUUUGUCAAGAACUCUGGUAUUUGCGAGACCACACCCGGAGUCAACCAGUACUCGGGCUAUCUGUCCGUCGGAGACAACAUGAACAUGUGGUUCUGGUUCUUCGAGUCCCGUGCCAACGCCAGCAGCGCUCCUUUGGCCGCCUGGUUCAACGGUGGUCCGGGAUGCUCGUCCAUGAUCGGCCUGUUCCAAGAGAACGGCCCCUGCCACUUCGUCAACGGAGAGAAGAAGCCCUCGUUGAACAAGUACAGCUUCAACGAAUAUGCCAACGUUCUUUACGUUGACCAGCCCAUCGGCGUGGGCUUCUCCUACGGCACCGACGAUGUCACCAGCACCAAGACCGCUGCGCCUUAUGUCUGGAAAUUGCUGCAGGCUUUCUAUGCUCAGUUCCCGCAGUACGAGAACCGCGAUUUCGGUAUCUUCACCGAGUCUUACGGUGGCCACUACGGCCCUGAGUUCGCCUACCACAUCCAGGAGCAGAACGAGGGUAUCAAGAACGGCAGCGUUGAAGGCGAGAAAAUCAACCUGGUUGCGCUUGGCAUCAACAACGGCUGGUUCGACACGAAGCUCCAAGAGGGAGCUUACAUCGACUAUGCGUAUAAGAACAGCUACAAGCAAAUCAUCGACGACAGCCAGCGCUCUUCGCUUGAGGACUCCCUCAAGAACGACUGUCUACCAGCCGUCGAGCAGUGUCUCUCCUCUGGAUCGGACUCUGACUGCCAAGACGCUUCUUCAACCUGCGGCGACAUUGAAAACACUAUUAUCCAAGCUGCCGAUUUCGAUGUCUACGAUGUUCGCGAGCCGUCCGACGAUCCUUACCCACCUGCGACUUACAGCAGCUACCUGGCCGACUCCUCUGUUGUCAAAGCAAUUGGUGCUAAGUCGACCUACCAGGAAUGCCCGAAUGGUCCAUACAACAAGUUCGCCAGCACUGGUGACAACCCUCGCUCUUUCCUCUCCGAGUUGUCUUCUGUUGUGAAAUCUGGAAUCCAAGUCCUUGUCUGGGCUGGUGAUGCCGAUUGGAUCUGCAACUACAUUGGUGUCCAGCGUGUCGCCGAGGCUGUUGAAUUCGACGGCUCGUCCCAGUUCUCCAAUGCCACGUUGAAGCCGUACACCGUGAACGGCACGAAGAAGGGCGAGUACAAGAGCGUCGACAACUUUUCUUACUUGAGAGUGUAUGGAGCCGGCCACGAGGUACCCUACUACCAACCCGCCGUCUCACUGCAAGUCUUUAAGCAGACCAUGCAGCAGCAAGCCAUCAAGUCUACCUAA
Talaromyces rugulosus is the source of this 1422-nucleotide messenger RNA. RefSeq lists its product as uncharacterized. Gene Ontology annotation, molecular function: serine-type carboxypeptidase activity. Gene Ontology annotation, cellular component: fungal-type vacuole. The record is from RefSeq and is a predicted model, not a curated record. The coding region runs from base 1 to 1422 and encodes 473 amino acids. The transcript is spliced from 5 exons. NCBI's taxonomy places the organism in Eukaryota, Fungi, Ascomycota, Eurotiomycetes, Eurotiales, Trichocomaceae. Gene Ontology annotation, biological process: proteolysis.